CGCAUAUUGCUUACUAAUAGAUUUGGUUGCUAUGAUGUCAACACGGCGUGUGACCACUACAGCGUCUGGUAACCAGUAGCACUGUUUUGCGUGGCAGCUUUCAGUUUACAUAAAUAUGAUGGAGCUUUCUUAUCAAUCCAUGAAAAUUGCCCACGAAGCUCGGGAAGCUGAUAAGCUGAGGACCGAGUUGAGGAAGAAGAGCAUUCUUGUUCUCAUUUAUCAACAUUUACUUGGGCAAGGGUAUGCAUCCGCAGCGGUAACUUUGGAUCAGGAGACAAAUGGAGGUGUGAAAAAAUUUGAGGUUUGUGACAACGUCGAUCUGGAGAUAGUGCUCAUGGAGUACGAGAAUUAUCACUAUGUCAAAUUCCAGAAGUAUCCCAAACUCAUCAGGAAAACAGAACCAGGUGAAAGUGAAAACAGCCAGACAAAAGGUGCUGCUGUUAAGAAGAGACAGAAACCUCUUCCCAAAAUCGCCUCAUCCUCCGUCCCCCAAACUGGAAAUUCAGUAAAGAAAACAGCUGCUAAUGAAAAUGGCAGCCCUGUAACACCAGAGUCAUUGGAUUUAGGGUUCAACACAUUCUCCAUCAAAAAUGGGGCUGCUGGCGAAGCUGCUUCAAGCAAAAAGAUGGCUGAUGGGAAAUCAACAAUCCACGAUGUCUUCAGCGGAUCAGUUAUCCACUCAGACCACAUGGAGCGGUUGCUGAAGCCCCUCAGUGGCUUUUCUGGGAUUAGUGGUGAGAUGAGGGAACUUGCUGCAAUCAUCAGUGAGGACAUCUAUUUGCACAGCCCAAAUGUGAGGUGGGAGGACAUCAUUGGUCUGGAGGAUGCCAAGCGAUUAGUCAAAGAGGCCGUCGUUUAUCCCAUUAAGUACCCUCAGCUGUUUACCGGCAUCUUAUCUCCAUGGAAGGGCUUGCUGCUUUAUGGUCCCCCAGGCACAGGUAAGACUAUGCUGGCCAAGGCUGUGGCUACAGAGUGUAAGACAACCUUCUUCAACAUCUCAGCCUCUAGCAUCGUCAGUAAAUGGAGAGGCGACUCUGAGAAACUCGUCCGGGUUCUUUUUGAGCUGGCGAGAUACCAUGCCCCAUCCACCAUCUUCCUGGAUGAGCUGGAGUCAGUGAUGGGCCAAAGAGGAACCAGUUCAACGAAUGAGCAUGAAGGGAGUCGGCGGAUGAAGACGGAGCUGUUGAUUCAGAUGGACGGGCUUGCAACAUCAGAAGACCUCGUGUUUGUUCUCGCUGCUUCCAACCUGCCUUGGGAGCUGGACCACGGGAUGCUAAGGAGGUUAGAGAAGAGGAUUCUAGUAGGUCUUCCCUCGUCACCUGCUCGCCAAGCCAUGAUUUCUCAUUGGCUGCCUCCUCUCAGCUUCCUUGGUGGCGUGAAGCUACAGACUAGCCUAGACUACAAAAUGCUGGCAGAGGAGAUGGAAGGAUACUCUGGCUGUGACAUCAGACUAACAUGCAAGGAAGCUGCCAUGAGACCAGUUCGCAAGAUCUUUGAUGCUCUGGAGUCGCAUCAUGGUGGAGACGUGGGCAUGCCCGUCAUUGAGCUGGAAACUGUAACAACAGAGGAUUUCAUGGAGGUUCUGGUGCACACUAAACCGUCGACCCAAAACCUGAUGGACAGAUACACAAUCUGGGAGAAAAAGCACAAGUCAGUUUGAUGUCCAGGCGGAAAAUAUUAAUCCAAAUUCUUUUUUUUUUUGUGGUUUUUGUUUUACAUCAUUUGGAUAUUUUUCAGUACCAUUCUGUAAUUACUUUUGCACAGAUUCUGAGGGUCACAGAUGCAUAUUGCAAUAAUCAAAUAAAUUUGAACCUUCUUAA
This is a messenger RNA of Xiphophorus maculatus (southern platyfish), 1820 nucleotides long. It is a transcript of the gene katnal2, whose product is annotated as katanin catalytic subunit A1 like 2. Gene Ontology annotation, molecular function: ATP binding; protein binding; ATP hydrolysis activity. The coding region runs from base 116 to 1660 and encodes 514 amino acids. The record is from RefSeq and is a predicted model, not a curated record. Lineage: Eukaryota; Metazoa; Chordata; Actinopteri; Cyprinodontiformes; Poeciliidae. The transcript has 16 exons.